This is a messenger RNA of Lolium perenne, 1105 nucleotides long. Lineage: Eukaryota; Viridiplantae; Streptophyta; Magnoliopsida; Poales; Poaceae. The record is from RefSeq and is a predicted model, not a curated record.
CACGGAUGAACAGUGGUGGCUUCCGCGCGAUCCCACGGGCGCGGAGUUGGAGACUCUACUGAAAGAGGGUGCUCCCGAAGUAAAAAUAAACUUUGUGUCUUGGUUCAUGAAAAAAGGAGCUGAUGCAAACGUUGAGAUGACAGAUGAGUUGAGAUGUGUUUCCCAAGGUUGUAACCGUGACGUCAUGAAGUAUGAGAAGUAUGACGUGAAUGGGUUUCGAUUCCAUACAGAGACACACCAGAAGGGCCGGGCGAAUCCAAAAACGAUAAAUACUGGUGUCUUCACUAAAGGAUCUGAUACCUUUGAUUACUAUGGGAGGUUAGAGAAUGUAUACGAGCUGACCUUCAACCGUACAAACAAACAACUCAAUCUCGUUGUGUUCAAGUGUCAUUGGUUCGACCCAAGAGGUGGACAGAGAAUUACCAAGUCCAUUGGGUUAGUUGAAGUUAAGCCUUCCACCACCUAUACCGGAGCCGAUGUCUAUAUUGUUGCUCACCAAGCCAAGCAAGUUUAUUAUUUGCCGUACCCAUGCCAGAAAGCGGCCCUCAACGGCUGGGAAGUCGUGUUCCAGGUAUCGCCACAUGGUAACCUACCGAUUCCCUCCGAGGACGAUUACAACAACAUUGACCCUGUAACAUACGAGGGAAUUUUCUAUCAAGAGGAAGAGGACUUCGGGCACUUUGAGUUAGAAUGUGUUCUUGAAGAGGACCUCAGGAACGAUGCAGAAACUCGUGGUGAGUCAGUGGUGGAUCUAAAGGACAUAGAUAUGCUCGAGAAGUUACAAGUGGAAGAUGAUAGCGAUGAUGAGCCUCCACCCGUCUAUCAAAAUCCAACUUACUACUCAAAAGAUAGUGAUAGUGAUAGUGGCAAGGAGAAACAAAAUGAGAUUGACGAUGAGAUUGAUGACGGCUGGUGAUUGAACAAUAUGAGCGGCGGCAAGGAGGACUCGUCGAGCUUGCUUAAGAAGAUGCAACAACGCAAGAACAAUGUUAGAAGGAGUGAGAGGGAACCGCGUCGCAAUCCGCGUUACGAGGACUUUGCGGUAGGAGGAGGAGGACGAGGACGAGGACGAGGACGGGGACGAGGUGGUGGAGCUGGAGGUGGC